Pseudomassariella vexata is the source of this 339-nucleotide messenger RNA. RefSeq lists its product as uncharacterized. NCBI's taxonomy places the organism in Eukaryota, Fungi, Ascomycota, Sordariomycetes, Amphisphaeriales, Pseudomassariaceae. Bases 1 to 339 code for a protein of 112 amino acids. The record is from RefSeq and is a predicted model, not a curated record. The transcript has a single exon.
AUGCAGCAGGCUGUACUCAUCACUAGCCGAGAUCUGCAAUACGCAGCCCUGGAGGCGGCCCACGCCCACGACAGAAGGGCCGCCCAGCCGUAUGCUGUGAACCACGACUGGAUCCAGUCUAUGUUUUUGCCAAUGGCGAUAGAUUGUGAGGAACAGUUCCUGCUCAACCCUGAAAUCUUCCGUCGGCAGUUCUUUGACCAAAAAUUGAACUGGGAGCAGAAGAAAGCCGUAGAAAGCAUCUGUUUGCAGGACUAUUGUGCCCUAUCGUACCUCGUAUUGGGGCCGCCGGGCACGGAAAAGACCAGAACUCUCAUCAAGAUAGCUUUGCAGCUUGUGUAA